Trichosurus vulpecula (common brushtail) is the source of this 1529-nucleotide messenger RNA. It is a transcript of the gene CLDN3, whose product is annotated as claudin 3. The record is from RefSeq and is a predicted model, not a curated record. The transcript has a single exon. NCBI's taxonomy places the organism in Eukaryota, Metazoa, Chordata, Mammalia, Diprotodontia, Phalangeridae. Bases 269 to 934 code for a protein of 221 amino acids. Gene Ontology annotation, biological process: cell adhesion; bicellular tight junction assembly. Gene Ontology annotation, cellular component: bicellular tight junction; plasma membrane. Gene Ontology annotation, molecular function: structural molecule activity.
GUCCUGGCCCCGCCCCCGCCCGCCCCCACUCCAGCCCUGGGCACUUAGGUAAGGAAGGAAGGAAGGCAAAGCACACAGAGCCUGGGAGUGCAGUCGCCUAGCAGCUGUGAGCAGGUGCAGACAGGUGCCGAGCGGUUAGAGUCAGUGAAGCCGGGUCCAGCCACUGAGCACCCCAGCCCUCUGCCGUCUCUGCCAGGGCUGCCCAGGCGGCCCCAGCCAGCCCUUGCGCCCCUUCCCACGCCCCUGGGCCGCCGCCGCCGCCGCAGCCAUGUCUAUGGGCUUGGAAAUCUCUGGGGUGUCCCUGGCCGUGCUGGGCUGGGUGGGCACCAUCGUGUGCUGCGCGCUGCCCAUGUGGCGGGUGUCGGCCUUCAUCGGCGCUAGCAUCGUGACGGCGCAGAUCACCUGGGAGGGCCUGUGGAUGAACUGCGUGGUCCAGAGCACGGGCCAGAUGCAGUGCAAGGUCUACGACUCUCUGCUGGCCCUGCCCCAGGACCUGCAGGCGGCUCGCGCCCUGCUCAUAGUGGCCAUCCUGCUGGCCGCCUUCGCGCUGCUCGUGGCCCUGGUGGGCGCGCAGUGCACCAACUGCGUGCAGGACGAGACGUCCAAGGCGAAGAUCACCAUCGUGGCGGGCGUCAUCUUUCUGCUGGCCGGCUUGCUCACGCUCAUCCCCGUGUCGUGGUCGGCCAACACCAUCAUCAGGGACUUCUACAGCAGUUUGGUGCCCGAGUCUCAGAAGCGGGAGAUGGGCGCAGCGCUCUAUGUGGGCUGGGCGGCCUCCGCGCUGCAGCUGCUGGGCGGGGCGAUGCUCUGCAGCUCCUGCCCACCCAAGGACAAGUACAAGCCAACCAAGAUCCUCUACUCGGGCCCGCGCUCCACCACCACCGCCACUGCCGCGGGUGUGGGGACCAGCUACGACCGCAAGGACUACGUGUGAGUCCGCGCCCGCCACGCCACGCCUUGGACCCGCGACUGGCGGCGGGCUGGCGCUCGGCGGCGAGGCACGGACCGGCUAACCGACUGCAAGGUGCACGGAAGGGGGCGCCCGCCCGGAGGCCUCCCGUGCCGCGCCGCUGCCCCAGGGCCAAGCCACGACGGCGGGCCCCGGGCGCGGGCAGCAGCGCCCCCCGCGAGUCCCCAGCAACUCCCGGAGAAGCCGACCCGAGCUCCCCGGAGGGCAGCCGCGGAGCCUAGGGAGGGGGAUGGCCGAGUGAACACCCAACGCCCCCACUCCUCGACCCUGCUCCUCGCUCACUGUAGACUGAGCCAGCAGACAGCCAGAGGGCCGAAGCGAAAAUUGAGGAAAUCCGCAACUCUGAACUAGACUACUACACCCAACCUCGAGAGGAUGGGGUGGAUGUGGAGUGUACUGGGCGCCUAACCUUGGGGACGCCGCCCGAUCCGUCCCCCUGCCCCUACGUCGGGCCCCGGCCCUCAGAACUGGGACAGUGAGUGAGGAGGACCGGCUGCCGCGCGCUAGUGGGAUCGGGAAGGGAAGGAAGGGGUUUUUCAAUAAAAUGUUUCUUUUCGCA